Myripristis murdjan (pinecone soldierfish) is the source of this 878-nucleotide messenger RNA. RefSeq names its product Rho family GTPase 2 (gene rnd2). Gene Ontology annotation, biological process: small GTPase-mediated signal transduction. The record is from RefSeq and is a predicted model, not a curated record. Lineage: Eukaryota; Metazoa; Chordata; Actinopteri; Holocentriformes; Holocentridae. The transcript is spliced from 5 exons. Bases 60 to 875 code for a protein of 271 amino acids. Gene Ontology annotation, molecular function: GTPase activity; GTP binding.
GGGACCGGACGGCUGCGCGUCGCACAGGAGGAGCUGGAUAAAGCGCACCGGGUCGGCGCAUGUAUUUGCGCGUUUUUUCUUUCCAUCCAGUCUCUCCAGCUGCGCGUCUCUUAUCGGAUGGUGAAUGCAACCCGCACCCGAGUCAAGCUUACACCUCUGACGGACAGAACAUGGACAGUCUAGGCAGCCGCUGUAAAAUUGUGGUGGUCGGGGACACGCAAUGUGGUAAAACGGCGCUCCUGCACGUUUUUGCCAAGGACUGCUAUCCAGAGAACUAUGUGCCCACGGUCUUUGAAAACUACACAGCCAGUUUUGAGAUAGACAAGCAGCGGAUUGAGCUGAAUAUGUGGGACACAUCAGGUUCCUCCUAUUACGACAACGUGCGGCCACUGGCAUAUCCUGAUUCCGAUGCAGUUCUCAUCUGUUUUGACAUCAGCCGCCCAGAGACUUUGGACAGUGUCAUGAAGAAGUGGCAGGGGGAGACGCAGGAGUUUUGUCCCAAUGCAAAGGUUGUGUUGGUGGGCUGCAAGCUGGACAUGAGGACGGACGUCAGCACCCUGAGGGAGCUCUCAAAGCAGCGCCUCAUCCCCGUCACCCACGAACAGGGCAGCACGAUAGCUCGCCAGAUGGGAGCGGUGGCCUAUGUAGAAUGCACCUCCAAGGUUUCGGAGAACAGCGUCCGGGACGUGUUCCACAUCACCACGCUGGCGUCGGUGCGGCGGCCGCACAAGCCCCAGCUAAAACGCAGCAGUUCCCGCAGGGGCCUGAAGCGAGUUUCGCAGCUCCCCCUGCCGCCCCUACCGGGCCGGACUGAGCAAUUGGACCCCGCUCCAACCAUGAGGAAGGACCGGGCCAAGAGCUGUGUGCUCAUGUAGAGA